Messenger RNA from Ipomoea nil (Japanese morning glory), 1190 nucleotides. RefSeq names its product protein rough sheath 2-like. Bases 78 to 1079 code for a protein of 333 amino acids. Lineage: Eukaryota; Viridiplantae; Streptophyta; Magnoliopsida; Solanales; Convolvulaceae. The record is from RefSeq and is a predicted model, not a curated record. The transcript is spliced from 3 exons.
CCCCACCCUCUCUCUAUCUCUUUAUUUUCUUUCUCUUUCUAUAUAGACAGACUGAGCAAGCCAAGCUAGGGUUGAGAAUGGGAAGAUCACCAUGCUUUGAAAAGGUAGGGUUGAAGAAAGGGCCAUGGACACCUGAAGAAGACCAGAAGCUGGUUGCUUACAUUCAGCAGUACGGCCAUGGAAGCUGGCGUUCUUUGCCUUCAAAAGCUGGACUGAAAAGAUGUGGGAAGAGUUGCCGAUUGAGAUGGACUAACUAUUUAAGACCUGAUAUUAAAAGAGGAAAAUUUAGUCUACAAGAAGAACAAACCAUCAUUCAGCUCCAUGCUCUUCUUGGCAAUAGAUGGUCAGCCAUUGCAGCACACCUGCCAAUGAGAACAGAUAAUGAGAUAAAGAAUUAUUGGAAUUCACAUUUGAAGAAGCGACUAAGUAAGAUGGGAAUUGAUCCAACCACGCACAAGCCAAAGAGCAAUCCCUUCGGCUUCAAGGAAGCCGCCAACCUCCGCCACAUGGCUCAAUGGGAGACCGCUCGGCUCGAAGCCGAAGCUCGCCCCGUUCGCCGCCACUCGACCAUGUUCGGUUCCUCUCUCCACAAGCCGCCGAGCAACCCUCCGCCGCCGCCCACAGUCCCGCCGACUCUCGACGUGCUAAAAGCUUGGCAAGCGGUGUGGACUGAGCCGCCGAUGACGGCGCGAAACCCUAGGGUUUCACUUUCACCCAUUAAUGUAGACGACGAAGACUACAUGUUUGUCUCCGCCGCCGCUCUUGAUCAAUUUCCGACAACCUUAAACUUUUCCGACCAAAACCUAGCAGCGUUCUCCGCCGUUGGAUUCGGCGAUGAUAUGCUGUUGUGUUACUUGGAAGGCAAUACUUGUAAUAUGAAUACCUUAGGAAACCCUAACACCACCGGCGACGACAUAAUGGGCCCGGCAAUGGAUCCCUUAUCGGAGUUUCCAACCUUCAUUCUACCGGAAAACCUUAGCGCCCAUUGCUCCACCGGAUACUUGGACAGCGUCGUCGGAAACUGCGGCGCGACGGAUAGCAUCUUUAAUCUUGUUGUGUCUCCGGUUGGGAUUAAUUAAUUAUCACUUAAAAGUUACCUUAAUAAGGAUGAUUAUUAUUUACUAAAACCAGGAUUAGUGUGUCUGCCAUGCCCUUUAAUAAUCAAUACCAAUAGCAGUUUGUUUAAUAAC